AUGGCUGCCGAGCCCACAGCUGACAACGCGGGCGACACGCUGAUGGCCGACCUUUCUCCAAGACAACAGGCUACCCAACGAUUUGACGACGGAAGCCCGAGGCAAAUCAGGAAGACGAUGGCCACGUUUGAGGAACAUCGAUCGGACCCUGAUGCGCAGACUACGGUUACCGAUUUCCUCGACUUCACCGAGUACCUGCCAUCAGAUAUCAUACGCUCCCUUACUCUCAUCGAGAAGCACGACCACCAAUAUGUUGAUUCGUCCACCCGGGUCUACGAGCUCACUAAAACAUGGGGCCAGCUUCCUACACUCCAGGCGAACGAACGGCCGUCGCCGGUCCAGCUGCGCGCAGACAUCUCAGAGCACUUGAACCAGGCGGUUAGCUCCCGCAUCUUUGCUCAUGCCGAGUCGCUGCGCAUGUCUGAAAACGUGAACCGCCACUAUAACAAGGCUAAGCUUCUGCUGUCAAAGCUCCAGGCGAUGCUGGACAACUAUCCUACCGAGAAGCAGCAAGCGUUGAGCCCUGGUUUGUCGCGGUCUCCGCAACUUUCCAGGGCCAAGUUACCUGGUCGUUCUGGGGAAGACGGCGAGCAAAAGGUGCGACAGAAGCGGAUGCCGAAAAUCAUGGUCCCUGGCGAAGUUCUUGCACCGUAUGAUAUCGAAUACGAUACCUUUACCGAUGGGAGCGAUGUCAGUACAGAUAAUGAUGAUGACGAUGUGCCGGCAACUGUCCGAAAAAACAUGUCUGCAACGCCCCGUAUCAAAUUGGUAUCCAGCACCCCGAGACCUCCCAAAUCUUCCCAUCGCUCUACCCGUCCUGCUUCGCACACAACUCCUGCAAGCGCAGAGGCUGUAGCGGCCCAAGCGGCAGCCCUGCUUAACCCCCCACCAGAGAAUGCCGUCAUUGGUAGCACCGAUGCGCCUUGGCUUCAACUCACCGAGUAUGAGUUGGCAAAGCUGCGAAAGCGGAUGAAGAAGAAUGCCACCUGGACACCAAGCGAAACGAUGGUGGCGAGGGAACUGAGAGCCCUUGGGCGUGGCCCAGAGGAUUUCAAAGAAGCCAAGAAAAACGCCGAGAAGGAGGGUGGGACCUUUGAGUUUUCGAUCCCAGCUGCACUGGUCGAUGAUGGGUCGGGGACACAGCAGCUUCCGGCGGGUGCCAUCAGUGUUGACUCUGCGGCUAUUGAUGAGCUGCCGAUGAGCAAUAGGGGGAUGAAGCUAAACGAGGCAAAGAAGUUAAAGAGGGAGGCUCUUGCUAAGCAAGCCGCUGAAGAAGCCGAGGAAUCAGCUAGGAAGAUGGCCGAGGCAGCGAAGCUAUUGUUGGGUAGCAAUGGGACGCCUUCGGGUGGACCAUCAGAGAGUCCGAAGGAAUCUGGCGGUAAAUCAGUCAAGACGACACGCGCAAAUUCAAGGUCGAAUGCGAAACGCAAGCGGGAUGCCGAGUUAUUGAAGGCAGAGAGUGAGACACCGGAAGGUUCGGACUCACCCUCCCGCCCGGUCUUGAAAAGGACAAAGACAGAAACGCCAGUACCCCCUCCGAUUCCCGCAACUCCUAGCCAGGCCAGUGCAAACGCAAGCGAGGCACCGGCUUCAGAGACACAAUCCAACACGCACUCUCAAUUAACCUCUGGAGUCCAAGGAGGUAUACAUGUUGAGACCCCAGUGCCGAUUCCAAUGCCUCCUCAAGUGUCUUCUAAUUCAAGCACGCCAGCCCCUACCAAACCCCCCUCAAGCCCACCCGCAUCAGAUGGUGCCAACCAGGCGGAGAGCUCUUCAGUCUCUCUCAAGCCGCCGGUAGUAGAGACUUCUGUCCCUAUGACUCGAUCUGGAAGGCGCAAGUCCAACACGCCAGUUCCGCCGCCAUUACGGGAACUGCCUUCACGCGAGGUUUCCAGGCGUGAGACUCGCGGAGGUGCGGCCAAACGUUUGCAACAACAGCCACAAACCCCCGCAGAGCCUCCAGUCCCACCCCAUGAGAUUCAGCUGCCGACAAUAGAGCAGAGGAGUCGGAGAUCAGCCUCACGAGCGACCACACCGGGAAAGGGCCCCGAGGGGAAUCAGGGUCGCCGACCGGUAUCGCGAGGUAAAUCAGUUGGCCAAGAGUCCCUAGCUGCUGACCGACCACGUCGUGCUAGCACUGCCCGAAACACACCGGCACCCGAGUCUCGCCCCCCGAAGCGCACCAAGCGGCCCGCCCCCGGUGUCGUGAGCAUUACUAGAAGCGGCGGUAACAGCGCCGUUGGUAAGCGAAAGGCAGCACCAAGAAAGAAACCCCGCACCAGAAGGGAAAAGGAUCAGGACGGAGAGAUGGAGGAUGUAGACGAUGAGGGCAACCCCAUUGACCCAAACGAGCCGCGUUACUGUAAUUGUAAUCGCGUGAGUUUUGGCACGAUGAUUCAGUGUGACAAUGUUGACGUAAGUUCCUCUUAG
Molecule: messenger RNA, 2430 nt
Organism: Clonostachys solani
Lineage: Eukaryota; Fungi; Ascomycota; Sordariomycetes; Hypocreales; Bionectriaceae
Source: the annotation of a GenBank genome assembly